This is a messenger RNA of Pectinophora gossypiella (pink bollworm), 4973 nucleotides long. RefSeq names its product sodium-independent sulfate anion transporter-like. Gene Ontology annotation, molecular function: sulfate transmembrane transporter activity. Gene Ontology annotation, biological process: transmembrane transport. The transcript is spliced from 14 exons. The coding region runs from base 173 to 2107 and encodes 644 amino acids. NCBI's taxonomy places the organism in Eukaryota, Metazoa, Arthropoda, Insecta, Lepidoptera, Gelechiidae. Gene Ontology annotation, cellular component: membrane. The record is from RefSeq and is a predicted model, not a curated record.
GCAGAGCGAAAGUGAAUGUUUACUUCCUGAAAUUGCACCGAAUUAUCGAUUUUUCUAUUAAAAGUGAUGUGUUUGAAUAUAUAAAAAUGUGCCACGACUGUAUUACUACAAUAUAAAUAUUACUGUAGUGUUUUUUGGUGACCACAUUUCCUGCGAAGGUGCAUCCUGAAACAUGUCAUCGCCAUCAAAACACCGUUAUAAGAGGCAGACUUGGUGCAAGAGGCUGCUCCAUAAAAGGUUGCCAGUAACAAAAUGGCUGCCGGAAUACAACUCAGAGAAAGCAUUAGCAGAUUUCAUAGCUGGAAUCACUGUAGGUCUCACAGUCAUACCUCAAGCACUAGCGUACGCCACAUUAGCUGGAUUGCAUCCCCAGUAUGGGCUGUAUUCCUCUUUCAUGGGAUGCUUCGUUUACAUGAUAUUCGGGUCGUGUAAAGACAUCACACUGGGACCGACUGCUUUAUUAGCUCUGAUGACGUAUCAACAGAUUCAAGGCAGAAACUUCGACUACGCCGUUCUAUUGUGCUUCCUUACUGGAGUUGUCCAGCUUAUCAUGGGGAUAUUGCAUUUAGGAGUGUUGAUAGACUUCAUAUCGGUACCCGUGACUGUGGGGUUCACUUCAGCGACGUCUGUGAUAAUAGCAGUGUCCCAACUCAAAGGCCUACUGGGACUGCAGUUCAAAUCCGGAGGGUUCAUCGACACUCUUAAAAAGGUGAUAAUAAACGUGCCAAAUGCAAAACUAGCCGACAGUGUGUUGGGCGUAACAUGUAUUAUUACGUUAUUGCUAUUACGGAAAAUGAAAGACUUGAACUUGCCAGUGAGCCAGAAGGGACUGAAAAAGACUCUUUGGCUAUUAUCAACCUCGAGAAACGCCAUUAUAGUGAUAAUAUGCUCCGUAAUAGCGUUUGUGUGCGAGAAAUAUUACGCCGAGUCGCCGUUCAAAUUAACAGGCACUGUCAGACAAGGUCUUCCGUCCUGGACCGCUCCGCCUUUUGGAACUCAAAUAGAUAACAAGCCAGUGUCAUUCCUACAGAUGUGCUCGGACCUCGGCUCCUCCAUAGUCCUGGUCCCUAUCAUCGGGGUUUUGGGAAACGUGGCCAUUGCCAAGGCUUUUGCCAGCGGAGAGUCAGUAGACGCAACUCAAGAGCUGAUCACGCUAUCUUUCGCCAACAUCCUGGGGUCUUUCGUAGGCGCGAUGCCGAUCACAGGGUCAUUCUCCCGUAGUGCUGUGAACCACGCCAGCGGGGUAGCUACGCAAUUCGGGAACGUUUACACAGGAAUUCUAGUGAUAUUAGCCCUAAGUCUUCUCACUCCAUACUUCUACUUCAUUCCGAAGGCGUCGCUCGCCGCCGUCGUCAUUUGUGCUGUGAUAUUUAUGAUAGAAUAUGAAGUGGUAAAACCAAUGUGGCGGUCCCGCCGCGCCGAUCUUGUCCCGGCGUUCGCUACGUUCGCGACAUGCCUCAUCGUGGGCGUCGAGCUAGGCAUCCUUGCAGGGGUCGCUGUCAACGUCAUACUGCUGCUGUACCCCAGUGCAAGGCCCCAACUUGAUGCUGAGACAGUCACGACGAGCUCAGGCUUCAGCUAUCUCCUAGUGACGGUGGGCAACAGCCUGUACUUCCCAGGGGUGGAGUACAUCAGGCAAUAUGUGGAGAGAGCUGCCAAGAAGCAAGGCGGCUGCAGUAUGCCCGUCGUCAUCGAUUGCCGAUAUGUACUUGGCGCAGACUUCACAGCAGCGAAAGGCAUUUGCGCGUUGUCCAACUCGCUAUCAUCCCGUGGACAGCCGCUCGUCUUGCUCGCUCCGCGCGACAGUGUGACGUCAGUGUUCAGUGGAGCCGGCUCCAGUGUCGUCAUCGUGCUCUCUGCGAGCGAUCUCGACACCACACUACAAGAUCUCACGGGACAAAUUGCCCUGCCAGUACUAAAUAGCAAAGGUAACGGCACACCGCCCCCAACUUACGACUCGUUACAACAACUCGACGACGUACCAGAAGUCGUCAUAGCCGAGGAACCGAACAGGCAGCCUCUGCUGAACCAUAGCUGUAAAAAUGGACUGUCAAAAUCUCUCUCGACCGAGAGUAAAUUAAACAUUAAAAACAUUGGUCGUGGGUGAAUUAUUUUUUACGAAAUGGCAACGCUGGGUGGAAUGACGUCAGCUAGAAUGUUACAACAACAACUUUGAAGUGUUAGCUGUCACUUUUGAGCAUACCUGGUUUUCUUAUACCAUGAUAGGUAAGUACCAUUCCUACUUAUAUAAUGGUGUUACGCUAUUACAUACUAUGUAAACAGAGCAUCCCUCGCCAAUACUCGCCAUACUAUAAAAGAGGCUCACAUUCCAACAGAAACAUUUAAAGAAAGAAAUUAUUUCUCUUUAAAAAGGACGAUACACAAUUUUUCUGAUUCCAGUACACACAAUAAUGUUUAUUUAAAGUUAGAUCUGUCAUUUACUUAUCCGCCGAGAAGGUAAGGGGCGGGUGAUCGACCCGUCAAUUACGUCAGUCACGUCGUUUUAGGCAGAUUAUUAUUUAUCGCACCUGGAACUUUUUUGUUUUCACAAGACCUAUUCAAGUCUUGGUCAAAUUCGAUCGCCGGUAAUAAAAAACAAAAUGGCGGACAAACAAGAUGGCCGCCAUACAAAGCUUCAGCAGCGAGCGAACCACGCGAAAUCUAGUAUUAUUAUAUAUUAUUAACUAAGUUGCUACCUAUGUCGCUUCUCUUUAUUUUGAUCAGAAUAAUAAUUGGUGGAAGAUGUAAUUGUGCCUGGGUGUAAUAAAAAAGGAUCAUCAUUUAUAUCCAAAAACAAAGAUAAAAUUGCAUAUGUGUGUUAUCCAUGACAUUAGAAGGUUAAACGAAGAAAUAGAAACGAAGUACAGCGCCAUCUAUAUUGAUUUUGAGGAACUUAUUCUGGAAAGUCCUGAAUUUUAGAAAGACGCUUACUGUUUUCCCUAUAUGACGAAUAUGUCUCCGAUGGUAUUUUCUCUAUAUACUGUUCAAGUGAUGGGCAGUAAUUAGAUAAAAAAUAAUUGCUAAAUAUGAACUAAAAUAAUUCUUGUCGACAUUUUUCUUGUGCAAAGAUAAAAAUAAAUGUGGUUAGUGGUACGUGUGAUGUAGCUUAUAUAUAACAUAAUAUAGGUAAUUGGAUUUAAGAACAUAAUACAGGGUGUUGGUCACAUCGUAACGAAUACUAAAGGGGAUGGUUCAGGACAUAACUCCUGAUUUUUUUUGUGCUUUUUAAAUUUCCGUUCCAUACUUAUGCGACGGAAAAUUCCACUUGAUAUCAAGUCAGAAUCAUGGCCUAAAUCAUCCCUCAAGUUUUCGUUACGAUGUCACUAACAUUCUGUAUAAGCUCACGACUAUGUCCCAAUUGAGGUAGGCAGAGGUACAUCUUUAGUAUGGAUUUUCUCAAAAUACAAUAGAUCUUAUAGUUCGAUUUCAAUGAAACCGGACCAACUUUGAAGAAUGAACUAGGUACCCACACCUCACCGAGCUUUCAGUUUCAGUUAGACCAACGUGAAUAGGUGAGCCGUAUCGCCGUCUAUAAUCGUCGUGCUAACUGUGUUAGUGAAUUAAUAACUCAUUGGUGCAAGUCCGGUACCGGAAAUUAGAAACAUUUUAAAAUUAAACUGCAUAUUGGUGCUGAUGGAUUACAUAUAUGGAGUACAUACCAUCUAAUUUUAUUUUAAGUUAUAUCUGUCAUUUUCUUACCCGCCGAUAAGGAAAGAGACGGGCAAUCGACAGGCAUAAAAUUUAUGGAAUACUCAUGAUUGGUUGAGGUGAAUCAAGCGCGCGCCAAGCUCGUAUCGGCACGGACCAGAGUUAUAGGCGGAGUGUCCCUUCUUCUAUCGUGUGGGUUGUGAGGUGGAUUACCAACCCCAUCAACCCUGGUGUCAGGGUUACUAUUGACCCGUAAAGGCUAAUAACUUGCACCAGUAAGUAGUAACCGGGAUCAACGGCUUAACGUGCCUUCGGAAGCACGGAUCAUAUUAUAUUACUUUCGAACAAUCAGAUGAUCAGCCUGUAAUGUCCUAACAAUACUAGGGAUCACAAAGUGAUUUUUGUGAUAUAUCCCCACCGGGAUUUGAACCCGGGACCUCUGAAUUGUGAGCCGAACGCUAAACCACUGGGCCAUGGAGGCCGUUAGAAGUGUCCCUGUACGUAUUGUUAUUAUUUAUUUUAUAUAUGAGAGAAUGACACUUUGUUUAAGCAUUAAGACAGUCAAUAGUCAGAAACUUAUGAAGCUAGCACAAGAUUAGACAAAAAUAUAUACUAUCUUAAGACAUCAACGCACAUUUUUGAUCAAUAAGUUGUCAACUAAUCAAUUAAUAAUUAUUUAUUGCACAUAUAACAUUAUAAGACAAUGUGCUUUGGAGGUAUGUCUGUGAUCUAACCUGUAUUGAGCUGGCAUUAUUUCCCUUUUCUUCGCGGUUGGAAGGUCAGACAGGCAGUCGCUUCUGUACCAAACCGGACCUGUCAAAUCUACAGGUCUACCCGUGAAAACGGGACAACGCUAGGACAAUUCAAACGGAUAAAAUAAGCAGAAUAGGCGGCCUAAUUAUAAUAUUUAUAAAGGUUUCCCACAUGACAACUCUAAAACAUGUCAUCUCUAAUUUAAGAACCACGCUCUUGUCGGUGUAGCAUUAUUAUCCAUGCUACUUUUUUAGGGAAAAAUUAGGCAGUGGUUGAUCCUGCCUUCCGCCCCACAGUACUCAGCGUGAUGCGAAUGGGAUAGCGCCCAGGUUAGUCUAUUUCAAAGCCGUACUAGGACUCCUGUCCUCCGCAUCUGUAUAGUACUGACUUUUUCUACUGCCCUCUGUCAGGUCUAAAACUUGUAUUGAAAAGAAAAUCUCAAAUAUGCCGUGGAAAGUACACGGUGAAUAGAAGCCCAAUAUUAUUUCUUAAGCAUUAAAUAUUAAGUUGAAAUGUUACCUAUUACCUUAAGUGCUUAUUUUAUAUUAAAACUGCACGAUUUGUGAAUGACA